Phytomonas sp. EM1 is the source of this 2298-nucleotide messenger RNA. Lineage: Eukaryota; Euglenozoa; Kinetoplastea; Trypanosomatida; Trypanosomatidae. The record is from the annotation of a GenBank genome assembly.
AUGUUUCGGAGGUGUAUCUGUUCGCUUAUACCAUACGUCGAGGCAAAGAAUCUCUUUUUCAAUGAACUGGGAAAGCCCCUACAACAGCCCACAGCUCCUCUACCACGUGUGCUAAAGGCUCUUGGGGAACAUUACGCACCUCUUUCCGGAGGCGAGACCUUUGUGGAAGCUGCCAUGAGUCAUGUCAUUCAGUUAGAUCGUAGUGAUGAGGAUUCUAAAUUGAUUGCCUCGUGGUACCGGGAUGCGAGCCCCUCGAGUGGGGUGGGUGGUCGGAUGGUGUUGGAGCUAAUGCGGGCAUAUCCGCACAGUGUGGCGGUACGUGAGUUCAGCUGUCGCUGCCUUGCGAAUAUUUGCCAACUUUCGUCUCCCCCACAUGACGAGAACUGCCUUGCGGAGUCUUUAGUGGAAGAGGGGUCUGUAGAGCAUGCCUUGGGCACUGCCGCGAUGGCGGCGCGGUUGAGUGGGAGAGGGCGCUGUUGGGUGGCGAUGGCUAUCUUGAAUUUGGUUUGUCUCUCGCGCACGGGAGUGGCGCGUGCCGCGGUGGCCGGGGGGGAGUCCGUGCUCUCAGACUUUAUUUUCACGAUCCUGGAGGCCGGCGAUGGCGACCGCGGCGCCGAUCUGCUUAACCUUAUCCAAAAAAAGCACCCUGCAGAGGAGAAUGGCGGGGCGAGUUUAGCUGGUUCUGGGCGCGAGGUGUGUAUCGCGUUAGACGCCACUUUGGGAGCUCUGACAGGAGUCCUUGCUGCAGAGGCACCGGAGAACGCGCAGGGAAUUUCUUACAAUUAUGAAAAGGUAAACUAUGGUACUGUGGAUGCGAUCGUACGCACGCUGGUCCUAUCUUCCGCUUUGUUAUGCCAAAUCGUGCGGAGCGACGGCAAUUCCGAUGCUCUAUUCUCUCAGCGGUGUAAUGUCGUAAAUUUUCCCGAUCUCUCUCCUCACCAGCAAACUGUCAUAGUCAUGCUGCUACCUCUUUUGCACAAGGCGUGGAUGGCGCUUUGCUAUAUAUGCAGCCACACGGAGAACGUUCCGAUGGUGUGCGAGUCCCUUUACGCCGCCUCUAGCGCGAACGGGGUCGGGGAAUCAGGGGACCACGUGAACCCUGGAGAACAGGAUGAGGGGCUGAUGGGGGUUCCAUCGGGGAGUGUGCCCGGUGAGCGGCGCAUCACCUCUCGCCUCUCACGCGUGGUGGAGGCAGCACGGUUUUUAGUUAAUGAGCUGGAGGGGCUCCAGGCCGUGGGUGACGCGGAGUUGUUGAGCCUACAAAGAGGCCUGAGCCAAUCCGUCAUGGAGUGCAUGGGUCGACUAACGGCACCCCGGACAGACGUCCCUGAAGACAGGUUGAGGGUUUCCGCCACCACCGCGUCUGGGGCCGCUGUUGGGGAAGACGGCAGCGAUGGCAUCUCGGCGGUUCUCCCUACACCCGCAGUGUUGGGUGUGAUGGAAGUGCUCGUGUCUGGCGACCUCAGUCGCAUGGCUCUCGCAACGGCUGUCCGGCUGCACGCCGAUUUACGACCCGCUUCCCAGGAGGGUGGCACGUGCUCGUCUCCUUCCGACCCCUCCUACCUACUACCGCAGGAUUCGGAUGAUUUCCAUCUACUUAUCAGGUCGGUCUCGGUGCUCAACCACUUGGCGGGCACCGACGAUGAGUUCGCGCGAUCGGCGAACACGGUGGCCGCGCUGCAGGUUAUGCUGCGCGGCGCGCUCGAUGGGAUGAAUGACGUGGCAUGGUUGUAUGCUCGCGGCGAUGGCACCCGCAAAGGGGAUCUGGCGGAGCUGUUCCAGCCCGCUACCGAGACUGGUGAAGAAUCCUUCGGCGCUGGGAACAAAUCUGAUGUGGAACGGCGUCCACCGAACCUCAAAGCAUGCCUCAGCGAAGGGAGGGAGGCACAGCUGCGGCUGUUUUUUAUGCAGCAGGUGGUGUUGGUGGGGCAGAUCUACGCAGUCCUGUCGGGCGUGCUCCAGGCCCCAGGUGGGGCACAUACCAUCGCAGAGCUCAAUACGAUAGAUACCGUCAAGGCAAUGCAGCGUUGCUUGCAUCAGGUCUAUGCUCCUGCAAUGAUGAGGGGAAAGGAGCGCUGUGGAGCUGAUUUGACGACCACUACAUCUGAGGAGACGGACUACCCUACAGCGGCGGUAAAAGCAAAUGAGAACGAUGCACCCAGCGCGGCUGGAAAGCCCAGCGGCGCUGAGAGUUCCGUGUACCAUCUUAUGGAGUUUGGCGAUAGGCUGAUUUCUCAUUUCGAGAUGGUAAACCAGCCAUCUGUUAGUAGAGCAGCCCCUGUGCAACGUAACGAGUGA